Messenger RNA from Uncinocarpus reesii 1704, 1614 nucleotides. RefSeq lists its product as uncharacterized. Gene Ontology annotation, molecular function: RNA binding; pseudouridine synthase activity. Lineage: Eukaryota; Fungi; Ascomycota; Eurotiomycetes; Onygenales; Onygenaceae. The record is from RefSeq and is a predicted model, not a curated record. The transcript is spliced from 2 exons. The coding region runs from base 1 to 1614 and encodes 537 amino acids. Gene Ontology annotation, biological process: pseudouridine synthesis.
AUGGCCUUGACCGUCGUGGAAGAAGCACCCAAAGCGGCCAUCCCUGAACCAGAAACCAUUCAGCCUUCGCAGGAUGUUCUUGUGACGCCGUGUGAUCCUUGGCCUAGGCCGUAUUAUCUGGAGAAAGGCUUCCGUCGAGUUGCGCCCUAUCAUUACACCUACAACACUUAUUGCAAGGAGAGAUGGCGGGGGCGCAACCUACUCGAAAUAUUCACAACCGAGUUUCGAGACAGGCCUGCGGAAUAUUAUAAAGAGGCAAUUGAGUCCGGCCAUGUCGCUAUCAACGGUAAACCGGGCAACCUGGAUACAAGAGUGAUGAACGGCGACAUGGUCUCUCACACUCUUCACCGCCAUGAACCUCCAGUUACCAGCCUUCCGAUCGGAGUUAUCCACGAGGAUGAUAAGAUGAUUGUCAUUGAUAAGCCUGCCGGUGUCCCUGUUCAUCCCGCCGGGCGCUACAAUUACAAUUCCAUUAUCGAAAUAAUGCGCGCCGAGAGGGGGCAUAGCUUUAACCCUCGUCCAUGUAAUCGGCUUGACCGACUAACGUCAGGAGUCAUGUUUAUCGGCAAAGAUCCCAAAGCCGCGGAGAAGAUCGCGGAGGGACUUCGCGCACGAACAAUGCAAAAAGAAUACAUCGCUCGCGUAAAAGGCAAAUUCCCUGACGGAAUCAUCCUUUGCGACCAGCCAAUGCUCAAGAUCAGCCCACAACUUGGGCUAAAUCGAGUAAGGUCCUCAGGCAAGGAGGCCAAAACCAAGUUUCGGAGAUUAGCCUACUAUCCGCCAACCGCAGUAACUAAGAAGUCGUCGUCUGAAGAUGAACCUGCUACUCCGCCAGCAACCUUGCCCGACGAUGCCCCAAUGGAUUUCCCAAACAACAAUAACAAGGCUACGACUACUCCUGACGACGAAGGGUACAGCAUCGUCCACUGCUUGCCUCUCACGGGGCGCACUCAUCAAUUGCGUGUUCAUCUUCAAUUCCUCGGCCACCCCAUUACAAACGAUCCCAUUUACUCCAACCGGCGUGUUUUCGGCCGCGAUCUCGGAAAAGCAGACAACACAGGCGAACAUGACCAGGAAAUAAUAGCCCGGUUAUCCAAGAUGGGAAAAACUGAAACCGCCCAGACUAUCGGGGACCAUAGAUCAAAAAACUAUGAGACCUUCCAAACCCCUCCGCCAGAACAUAUGACCAAAGGCGGCGAUCCCAAUGUGAUCAAUGACCUCCUUGCUCGCGAGCAUGAUCUCAUGGUCAACGACUACCUGCGGCGCAAGGGCGAGAAGAUGAGCGGUGAAAAAUGCGAAGUCUGUGGCACAGACCUGUACACCGACCCUGGCGUACACGAGCUUGGAAUCUUCCUCCACGCAGUAUCGUAUUCGGACCUUGCUGGUGGCUGGAAGUACAGGAGCAAAAUGCCGAAUUGGGCCCUGCCCCCAGAAGGCCACGAUGGCCCAACAAGUGUGCCGGAAUGGACGGAGGAAGGGGAAGAUAUCAUUGUUGGUCGGGGGAAAACAGAGGGUGACACUGCGCUUGUGGAAGGAGUAGGAACAGUGGUUAUCUCUGAGAUAAUGGACAAGGAAAAAGCCGCAGGUGCUGAAGCGUCGUCGGCUAACGUUUGA